AGUGCACGCCUUAUGUACCGUUCUUGGAGCGUUGACAAAUGGGUUGGUCUUUUUCCACUAUAUAUAUCGAGGCGUGCUUCUCUGCCCCGGGACUCAGCUCCAAAGCGAAACUCAAAUCGAAGCGCAAUUCCUAGAGCUCUUUCCUCUCCUUCGUCUUCUCCUCAAACGUCCCCCGAAGCUGCGCGGUUCGGGUUCGGCGUCGAUUCCUUGUUUCUAUCCGGGUAAUCGGCGCGUAUCUAAGUGCUCUCGUUUCCGGCCGGCGAAUCUGGAAACAUGAGCAACAUCGAGAGGCCGAGGCUCAAGGUCAUGUUCGAUUUGAUCUACGAUAGAGGUUAGUAAAGAUCAGGAGCCUAGGAAGGGCAAAAGGGAGUAGUCCUCGUGUGCACCUUGAUUUCAUCCGUGUGUGGCAGCUGAUUAGUUCGAGAAAUAAAGCGAGUGUUGUUGUGCGUUCUUGAUUUCAUCCAACGUCCAAAAGUUGUUCUCUCUCUCUCUCUCUUUCGCACAAUCAAACUUGCCUUGUCUGUAACAAAUAUGGACGAGACAAGGAGAAAGCCGAAGAGGGGUCUGAUUUUCAAGACGUGGGAGCGAUGCAAGACCCUCGGCCGAGCCGGCAAGAGCUCCUCCAACCCGAGGUCGACGCACGGCCCGAGCCUCGCCAAGAAGAGCAGGUCUUGGAACGGGUCGCGGCCUAGCUCGUUCAAGGAGGGCGACAUGCCGAGCCGCCACGGCAGCGUCAAGCGGCGCGCCGCCGUCCCCGGGGGCUGCUUCUCGGUCUACGUGGGCCCCGAGAAGCAGAGGUUCGUGGUGAGGACGGAAUGCGCCAACCACCCCUUGUUCCAGAUGCUGCUCGAGGAGGCCGAGUCCGAGUUCGGGUACAGCAGCGGGGGUCCCAUCGAGCUCCCGUGCAACGUCGACCUUUUCUACCGGGUGUUGACCGAGAUGGACUGCAACGGGGAUGUGGACGGCAGCGCUGGGGGGAGGCGGCUCGGGUGCGGUUACGGGGUCGCCGCGUACCAGCUCCUGAGCCCGGCUCGGACGAUUGCCGUGGGCCAUCAUUACUAGUUUUUAACUAUGGCUUGUAGCGUUGAUUAUCAUAAGGUCAUUAUAUUAUCCGGUCAUGUAUGUGAACAAAAACAACCAAUGUUAGUUCCAUACCAGUUUCGUAUCAAGAGAUGAGCAGAUGCAACUAGCAAUCUGUGUUGUAAAUUGUAAUAUCAUGUCAUAUUAUAUGUCGAUAUAUUCCACUAUUAUAUAAGAGUGGUUUACCAAAAA
This is a messenger RNA of Syzygium oleosum, 1272 nucleotides long. Its product is annotated as auxin-responsive protein SAUR71-like. The transcript has a single exon. The record is from RefSeq and is a predicted model, not a curated record. Gene Ontology annotation, biological process: response to auxin. NCBI's taxonomy places the organism in Eukaryota, Viridiplantae, Streptophyta, Magnoliopsida, Myrtales, Myrtaceae. Bases 532 to 1062 code for a protein of 176 amino acids.